Molecule: messenger RNA, 2250 nt
Organism: Andrographis paniculata
Lineage: Eukaryota; Viridiplantae; Streptophyta; Magnoliopsida; Lamiales; Acanthaceae
Product: phosphatidate cytidylyltransferase 4, chloroplastic-like
Cellular component (GO): membrane
Molecular function (GO): transferase activity, transferring phosphorus-containing groups
Source: RefSeq, a predicted model, not a curated record
GUAAUUUAUUUAUUCAUGGUUCUUGUGUUUCCAUACAGGGGACACGUGGCGGAAUGGAGUGAAUAUCCGUGCGUCGAUACCAACCGAAGAAUCUCAGAACGCUCGCCUCGUCCGUUGUCUUUUAUAUUCUGCGGUGCCAUCCUAAGAAAAUUCCAAGGCUUUGGUCGCUUUUCCAUGGCUUCGCGAAUUCUUGAUUUCCGUUCAAUGACUCUUGUCCCCAAAACUCCGGCGUCCAUCUGCAGCUGCGGAUCUCGAUCUGGAUUUUGUUUCCGCCCUAAUUUUCCGAGCAGAGUCGAUUUCAGGACGGUUGCGUUCAGAUUGCGAAUUGAUUGUAAUGGAUCGAUGGGAUAUUGUAGUGUUCUUGGUGGUGCUUCGGUGCAGCGAUGCCGGCGGGUGAUUUCGGCUGUGGCUAGGGCUGAGCAGCCGGAGCCAAUUGACCGUGCGAUAGUCACGAAUGAGGAAGGUAAAAGAGGCACUCAAUUAUCCGAGGAGAAUAACUUAGAUUCAGAACAGCAGCAAAAGAGAAGCCAGUUGAGGAAAAGGGUUGCUUUUGGACUGGGUAUUGGAAUCUCUGUUGGGGUAGUGGUGUUGGCUGGAGGAUGGAUUUUUACUGCUGCCCUUGCUGCAGCAGUAUUUGUUGCUUCCAGAGAGUACUUUGAGCUCGUGAGGAGUCGGGGGAUUGCUUCUGGAAUGACUCCUCCUCCUCGAUAUGUGUCACGAGCAUGUUCUGUUAUUUGCCCUUUAAUGCCUAUGCUCACAUUAUACUUUGGGAAUAUUGAUGUAUCUGUGACAUCCGCGGCCUUUUUUGUAGCUAUGGCCCUCUUUCUGCAGAGAGGGAAUCCUCGUUUUGCUCAACUUACUAGUACCUUGUUUGGAUUGUUUUAUUGUGGCUACCUUCCUUGUUUCUGGGUCAAGCUACGGUGUGGUUUGGCAGCCACAUCCCUGAAUGCCAGUUAUAUGACGUCUUGGCCUGUUUCUCUUGGCAGCCAAACUAUGUGGCCGGUGGGGCUUGUCGCCACAUUGAUUUCAAUAAGCAGCAUCAUUGCAGCAGAUACAUUUGCAUUUAUCGGCGGAAGGGCUUUUGGACGGACACCACUUACAGCCGUUAGUCCAAAAAAGACGUGGGAAGGAGCUCUGGCUGGAUUAGCUGGUUGUAUAACUACUUCGGUCGUAUUGGCGAAGAUCCUACACUGGCCAACUGCUGUCCUAAGCGCUGUAGCUUUCGGGUUUCUGAAUUUUUUCGGCUCACUUUUUGGGGACCUCACCGAGUCCAUGAUCAAGCGUGAUGCCGGUGUCAAAGAUUCAGGAUCACUCAUACCUGGUCACGGUGGGAUACUAGAUAGGGUCGACAGCUACGUCUUUACAGGAGCACUGGCGUACACUUUUGUGAAACUGUUACUACCACGCAAUGGAGUUUGAAAACAUUUGCGCAACAUCCUCACCAAACUGUGAACUUUACUACACAUUUUUGAGGAAUCAUCAAGAUCAUUUACUGGUACACGAUGAACAUUCAAAAAAGGAAUUCAGGUAACCUUUCCAAAUCGAUCAGGUUCUUCCUUCCUUACUCAUAAUAUCUUUCUUUUAAAGCUUUUGCUCUGUUUUGGGUCACAUGAAUGAUCGGUAGAAGGCUAAGCUUGCAUAUUCGAUAGCAGUAUUAGCAUCUUUCUUUGUUGACCGGGUGCGCCAAAAAAAUUGAUGAAAUAAUAUAGUGGAUAUCAGCUUCUGUUUUUAGGAUAGAAAAAGACCUAAAAUUAUUCUCUAGCAUAUAUACAUUUCCAUGUUGAUUGUCCAAAGUGUUUCCAAUUUGUGUGGUGUUUAGAACAGCUGUGCCUUUGGUCAUACAAUGUUACAGAGUAUGCGUUGGUUCGAAGCUAAAUAAAUAAGAUUGUGAAAAAAGAAAAAGAAAAGGAAAUUGCGACUCCUAGGAGAAGCUUGUCCGUGACAAAAGUUAUCCAACAUUGAAAUUCCUUUAAUCUAGAGGUGGUUAUGAUUAAUCUUUUGGUGAAAGGUGUGCUUUUUAUGUUGAGAAAUAUGUUUUGCUUUUGUGCAGUUCAAUAUCUGAAUUCACUUUGGAAUAUUUUCUGCUUUCUUCCAUUGUGUGGUGACCAAAUGCACCCUAUUGUUUGGUUUGUUUUUAGUUUUGGGAUAAAAUAUACAUAUAUAGAUGACUAGUUCUUCCUUUUUUCUUGCCAAGAUAUUACACAGUAAGUAUGUAUGUGUGUUUGGAAAUAAAUGCUUAAAUUAGAUAAA